CACACGGUCUUGGCUACCCUGGUGUGUUGCUAUUGGCUUCACUUUGACAGGCGGUGAGCUAUCGGCCUCCACACUUGGCACUGCAAGGGAGACACUGGAAGAACGAGAGGUUUCUUUGCCCACGAGUGAUGCAGAGAGCGCGGUAUCCAGUUCAGCCCUUGCACUGACUGGGAAUGGGACUCAUUCUGGGACGCAGCGUCCACCUCCUCGACAGUCUCCCAGGUCGGCUCGGCCGCGCUGUUCCAAACGGAUCCCCCCAAAUCCCUUUGGAGCCCCGGGGUGACGCCCCGUCGAUGGUAACGGCCCGAUGGCUCUGAGUACUCGGGCCCACGCUUUCUCGGUGGAAUCUCUGGUGGGGCACUCUCUGAAGAGGAAACUGCAAGAAGGCGAGGAUGGGAAGGCGAGAGACCGGCCCGGAGACACGCUAAAACAAGCCCAGAGCUCCAAGCAGAGAGAAAAGCAACAAUCAGGGAAGGCGACCACUGAGGCGAGCAAGACCCGCAGUGGCUCCGGACCCACCUCACCCGCAGGGGACUCCGAAGGUCUUCAACUGGAACUGCAAGGCUCCGAGCUUUGGAAACGAUUUCACGAGAUUGGGACAGAAAUGAUUAUCACUAAAGCGGGCAGGCGCAUGUUUCCCGCUGUUCGAGUGAAAAUCAAAGGUCUUGAGCCAGCCAAGCAGUACUAUAUUGCCAUGGAUAUCAUCCCCGUGGAUUCCAAAAGAUACAGGUAUGUGUACCACAGUUCACAGUGGAUGGUGGCCGGAAACACUGAACAGUCCCCGUUAAACCCCCGUCUCUACAUGCACCCCGACUCGCCAGCUUCCGGGGAGUCCUGGAUGAAACAGAUCGUUAGUUUCGACCGGGUGAAACUCACCAACAAUGACAUGGACGAGAAGGGGCAUAUUAUUCUCCAGUCUAUGCACAAGUAUCGGCCACGAAUCCAUGUGAUACUGAAAGAAGCAGAUGAGCACAUGUCUGUGAACCAAAUCCUCCCGCCUAAUGGAGUCCACACGUUCGCUUUCCCCGAGACUGAAUUCACAACUGUCACAGCUUACCAGAACCAGCAGAUUACAAGGUUGAAAAUUGACCGAAAUCCUUUCGCCAAAGGUUUCAGGGACCCCGGGAGAAACAGGGUUAAUCUAGAACGGGUGAUGGACAAUUAUCCCUGGAGGACCGUAGAGUGCCGACCAGCGCUGGACUUCCAAACUUUCAACAUCCAGAAACAAAUUGGGUGCUCUGACUCUCGGCUGGGCACCUCCUGCGGUGUGCCCCCGGCUCCUCUGGCCUCAGUGUUCUCUCCAACCUGCUCCUUCCGUAUGAGCCCAGCUUCCCUGGGGAUGAGCUGCGGCGAGUCCACGCUGUGCGGCGUGGACGGCCCGGUCUGCUACAAGCUGGGUGCGGCCCCCCCGGCUCUGGCCUGGCCUUUCUGUGACAGGCUGAAGGUGAGCAGCGGUAGUGACAGCAACAGCGACCUCCUGGUGGCGCCCAGGUCUCCGCCGCUCAUGUUCCGCCUCCCGGCCUUCUCUUCGGCCGGCGUCCUGUCCGCGAACGCCGGCAAAGGGUUCAACUGCAGCGGCCGCGACUCGCACCUCGGACCCGGCGUGACCAUCUCGCAGCUCCCGCUGAGGCAUCCGGCGGGCGCCGUGAGCCAGGAGACUGCGAGCCAUCAGGACUUGUACGGCCCCCGCCGCCCUUACACUCUGUACGGGUACACACCCUCGACGCUGACAGCCAGCCCAUUGAAAGCGGCGGCUCGGAACACUGCAGCCUCUCCCGGCGAUGGGCUCCUGGCGGCCGGGAGGAACUUUAGGGGCGCCAAGUUUAGCCAGUGGCCCCAGACCCUGGACCCAUAGCCUCAAGCCUGGGCUUCUGUACGGAGCGGACCUUCGACCGAAGGGAGGCUGCCGAAACCACUCUGGCGAGCGGCGGAACAUGCGGAGAAAGCAAAGCACGAGCACCCACUUCGGGGGCAGACAAGAGGGGCUGGAACUCGAGGGUUUUCUUAAAAAAGAAAACCACCGAAAUGCACGCUUAGAUAAAGCCAGGAAAUCGGGGCGGAAAUUCAUUUGCAAGUGACCACGUCUUUGGGGUUUACGUUCGUUCAGCGGUCUCUAAAAUUAAUUCAGCGAUGGAUACUGUGUUGGGAAUCGCGAGAACAGUAAAUAGGACACAAUUAAUUAAAAACAAAACACGUUUCGUUGGAUUCUUCGGUUCACAAGAAUCCUUCUUGUUUUUGUGUGUGUUUUUUUCCUUUUCUGGUCAUAGGUUUUAUUCAGCCUAACAAGUAUUAUUUCAAAUGCAUCCCGAAACUUUGGAACUUAAGAAGUCCAUUCCUUAAAGUGUCAGAGCAGCGUACAGGGCGGUUUGAGUGCACUUAUUAGCCAAUCCCAGUCAAACACGAGCGAUUUAAUGAAUGAAAACAAAACUGGAAACACUCAACCGGUCUGGCAGCGGCUGAGCAGCAAGAGAUCCGUGGCCUGUCAGUGACCUCGCCAUCUCUCUGGAGGAGCUGACCUGGCCUGUGUUUUUUUCUUCUGUAUUAUUUCAGAUUUCCAGCAUCCGCCACAUCUUGCUUUUUUUUCCCCCAUUCCCAAGAUUGUUCGCCUGAAAGAUUGAAACGCUUUUAGCAUAGUCUGCCUAUUUCGUGCCGAUUUGAAUCAGGUGCCAAUUUUACAUAAAAACAAAGCAGAAAAUUAGCGAUCCCCUUAAACCGGUUUGCAAUUUCUUGUAUGAGGCCACCGUAAACUUUAAACCAGUUCAUAAAGGCCUGGAUCCUCAUGUGUUUUGCGACCAUUCUAUAUCUAAGCGUUAAUUAUUUUUGAUCAUAUUCUUAACUGCCUAGAUUGCGUGCUUGUAUACCCGCACACGCUAUAACACACAACAUUCUCGCAGUGAAUUUGUACGGGGCAGGGUCAGCAGCAGUGAAAUAUUGUUUCGGGCAGCCUCGCUGUUUAUAUCAGUGUAGCAAAGUAUCGAAGCUGCGUUCAACCUUGCCGUAGCGUUUGAGAGUCGAGGCGGCAAUAUCUUAAAAAGCAGUGAUCGAAUCUACAUUUAUAUCUACAAGCGUCUUCAAAGUAAAAUCUCAUGAUGGGAGACAGGCACCGCGCUAAUCAUAGGGAGGUACCUUGACCCCUGUGCGUCUUUGCACGCUUCUGAUAUCUCAGUUUAAAGUGACAAUAAGGCACUUUAACAAUUAGUCAAAUCAUGUAGUUUGUAAAGAUCCUGUCAAUUUGCAAACAUCGCCGAUUCAAGUCCAUUUUAACUAAAUUAUUUACAAUUAGAUUGUGACUUUAAAAUGAAAUGUCAAAUGAAGGGGAAUUGCAGAUUGUUAGGGGAGUACAUAGUUGGAUAUCAAAUGGUAGAUUAUCGCCAUGGUACAGUCCAUAUUAUGUUGCUUACGACGGUAGACAGAAGAUUCAAUCUGCCUCAUCUAAGUGAGGUAUCUUGUGCAUCAGAACACACUUACUCUUUCACACCUGUCCAAAUCCUUAUAAUCUCGUUGGCAACAAGCAGGAGAGCUCUCGUAGAAGAUGUAACUCUCAAUUAGUGUUGGGUUACUUUCAACGAAAAUAUGAAUCAUUGAUAGAAAAUCUUUCCAUAUACACAGGGGAAAAAGACAAUAUUUGUUUUUAAUUAAAGGGAUAGGAAAUUCACUUGUUUUUUGUGCUUACAUUUCUUUGCAUUCAAGUAAUAUGUACAUUAAAAUAAAAAUAUUGGUCCUGAAGGCCAGUGAUUGUAAUUGGUUCAGUGUUUCCAGUGAUCCUUGGCAUUACUUGUAGGUUUCUGUUAUUUCAAGAGUGUAUGCUUGUGCUUACUCACAUUGCUCGCUCACUUUGACCAAAGUCGCUGGAAGGAAUUGCUCCCGUUUGUGCUCCACAAUAUAUGGAAUGUUUUUGAUGGAAGACAAUUUUCUCUUACAAUUGAAGCAUGAUAUCUGAAAGUUGUGAAUUGGUUUCUUCGAACCAGGCUGACAAAUAAUAAAACAAUCAAGUUUAUGGUUAGUGGAUUUUUUUUCUGUCUGAAAUAGCAAUGGCAUUUAGGGAUGUAGCAACAGCCAAUGCAUUUUGAAGUAAUUAAUUGUACACAAGCCCUUAGAGACGCCGGAGACAUGAUAUGGCAUGGAAUGAGUUCAGUCUGGCCAUUCUUAUGAUUUUUGGUAUUUAUUUAAAGGAAUACAUUAAUAAGAUAUGACUUUGAUAAAUUGCAAAAAAUCUCAUUCAGUGCAUUUGUGUAUUGACUAUACUUACUUCAUAGGUCACAGAGCAUCCUGACAUUGCAAUAUACAAUAGAAAUUAUGACUUUUAUAAUAGGGAGGAGGAAGUUAAAGUGUAUACUGACAGGAUCAGAUAAAGAGUGGUGAGAGGAGGCUCCUAUGGAUCAAGUUGGCCAAUGUGGGCCAUUUGGCAGACAAGAUGGAAGAACAAGUUUGCAGAACAAUGGCUCAGAAGGUGGAGAUUCGGAAGGUGUCUGGCAUUCUGCUAUGAUGUUUAGAAAGACAAAGAGGCCUAUGAGGGCCUCUCAUUGUACAAGCCCCCAUAGUUAAUCAGGAACAGUUAUUGAUAUGUUAUGGUGACAGAUCUGUAGUAGGAGUAGCAACAAAUCAAAUAAGAGAGGAUUUGAUGGGCAAAAGGACCCAUUUCCAUGCUGCACUUUGAUAAAUAUCAUUUGUUUUUCUGUCCUCACUGAUGUGCAAUGUUCGAAGAUUUUUCACAAUAGAAUUUUUGGAGUUGAUAUCUGAGAAUCAAUCCUAUCUCUGGGGUUUCUAUGAAACAUGACUGUUGACCUUGGAAUAUUAAAAAUGUAGCAUUAUUAUAAUAUUGUUUGAUAUGGAUAAAAUUGAACCAAUUUGCAGAGUAGCAGAACUAUGACAAGGAAAAAUUGGGAUUCAGUUGGAGUCUCCUGCCUUCAUUAACACUUUAAAGUAUUGUUUUGUUAUUGCACACUGGAAAAGAAAUGAGACACACCUCAAUGUAAUUUCAGUGAACUUCAGACCAUAUUGUCUGUCCCUUUAGGCAGAUGCAGAAGUCAAUGAGCAUUAGACUUCUAUUUGGUAUGCAUGGAACUUUCAUCAGAGGGAAGCAACCAUGAAAUACAUCAACUGCUGGGGGAUGACCCGUGGUUGAGUUUAAUCAAGGGGAAUAUAGAUGUGAGGCUAGGGAUUAUUAAUGUCAAGUUUUAUCACUUUUCAUUGAUUAAUGCCUAGUUAUUUUCUGAUUUGGUGAAUUAGCCAAUAUAAAUAAAAUCCUUCUGUAUGUGAAAGAAAAAAAAACUCAACUGUCAAUUAUUUGAAGUCUGGAUGUGGAGCAUCAUGUACUGGAAAUACAGUUGCAACACAACAUGAACCUGGCCUUCAUGCCAUGAUAGCAUCACUGAUGCUCAUACAAUAUAAUAUAGUAUUUAAUUUAAUAACGUCACUAACAGCACGUAUCUGCACCUCUCAGCCUAAUUUUUAAUGGGAAGAUCAAUAGAUGCUUAGGUUUAUUUUUAAAUAGAACAGCUGAUCUAAAUUUUUUUGUAAAGAAACACUUUGAAGAAUAUGAUUAGCAAGUGUGGCAGUGACAACAGUCAACACACCUAGUGAACAUAUUGGCAGUCCCCCACAAGGAAAUUAAGUCAAAGCCUGAGUUCAUUCGAAUGUUCGGUCAUAUCUCAUUAGUGUAAUCCUUUAAAAUAGGACAACAAAUCGUAACACUGACCAGAAAGAACGUGCAUUUUGAUUUGGUCCAUCAUAUCUCCAAAGCCCCAAUGGCAUAACAUUUUUUGAAGUUUCUUUUGUGUUCACCCAUUUGCCAAUCCAAAAUAAUCUCGGAAUUUAUCAUUGGAACUCGUAUUUAUUAAAACCACGAUUGUAACUGUUUCCUUCUGCAAAAUCUCCACCAAUUCUUGUUGGAUCACUGUCAUACAGAUUAUUACACAAGAAGAUUUUCCAUUUACAUUUAUAUCUAGAGGCUGAGAAAGAUUUUGAUGGUGGGGCCCAUAAAGGUGGUGUGAGUGAAUCAUCAAAAUAGAGCUCUUUAAAUAUCAUUGCUCGUUUGUUACUUUGUGUCGCGGCAGCACUGAAAAAAACAUGAUUAUUGAUUUUCUUCAACUUCAGUUGCCUUUCUGUUGUUCAAUUUUUCUUUCAUGUUCUUAAACUAUAAUGAUAAAGACUGGAAAGUAGCAAUACUAUU
Stegostoma tigrinum is the source of this 6172-nucleotide messenger RNA. RefSeq names its product T-box transcription factor TBX22-like. Gene Ontology annotation, molecular function: DNA-binding transcription factor activity, RNA polymerase II-specific; RNA polymerase II cis-regulatory region sequence-specific DNA binding. The transcript has 8 exons. Gene Ontology annotation, biological process: regulation of transcription by RNA polymerase II; positive regulation of DNA-templated transcription; cell fate specification. NCBI's taxonomy places the organism in Eukaryota, Metazoa, Chordata, Chondrichthyes, Orectolobiformes, Stegostomatidae. Bases 308 to 1855 code for a protein of 515 amino acids. Gene Ontology annotation, cellular component: nucleus. The record is from RefSeq and is a predicted model, not a curated record.